CCACACACUUCCUUUACUUACACUCACAGUAAACUAAGUCUUCCCCUCAACCUCUCUCAAUUUUGUGGUCUCAAGGCUCUCAACCAUGUCCUCAGCCGUAGUUGCUGGCGCCUCCUCCUCUUGCUCUACCGCCUUCUCCAGGAACCACUCCAUCAAAACCUCUCCAAACCCUUCUUCAAAACCCUUCUCUCUCCAAUCUUCUACUUCCCAGAAAAGCACAUUCCAAGGGGUAUCUCUUCAGGAAGCUAAAAGGGGAGUCUCAGAUCUUUUCAAAGCAGUAAGAAAGAGCGGUUUCAGUAAUGAAAGUAGAGGCCUUGAGAUUACAGCAAGAACUGCUGGGGCUUCAAAGACUAUUGAGGUUGAGGUUGACAAGCCACUAGGCCUCACUUUGGGCCAAAAGUCGGGAGGUGGAGUGGUCAUCACUGCUGUAGAGGGAGGAGGGAAUGCAGCAAAAGCAGGACUUAAAUCAGGGGAUCAGGUUCUGUACACAAGCAGCUUCUUUGGGGAUGAACUUUGGCCUGCAGAUAAACUUGGAUUCACCAAAACAGCCAUCCAGGCAAAACCUGAUUCUGUCUACUUUGUUGUUAGCAGAGGUGCAGAAGUUGAUGUCAGACGUCUAACAAAGCGUCCGGCUCCUCCUCGCUUUGGGAAAAAGUUAACUGAAGCUCAAAAGGCUAGAGCUACUCACAUCUGCCUCGACUGCGGAUAUAUAUACACCUUGCAGAAACCUUUCGAUGAGCAGCCGGAUACAUACGCGUGUCCGCAAUGCAGGGCGCCGAAGAAGAGGUUUGCGAGAUACGAUGUGAACACCGGGAAGCCAAUCGGUGGGGGAUUGCCUCCAAUUGGUGUACUAAUUGGUCUGGUGGCUGGUGUUGCUGGUGUUGGAGCAUUGCUUGUUUAUGGUCUUCAGUGACACUGUUUCCUAAGGUCCUGAUCAUUUUUUGUCCUUCUCAUGGACUGUUGAUGUCAAAUAUAUGAAGUAAAAUCAUAGUCAUAUGGAGAAUUUGAACUUCAAUAAUCAU
This is a messenger RNA of Mangifera indica (mango), 1022 nucleotides long. RefSeq lists its product as uncharacterized. Gene Ontology annotation, molecular function: protein binding; iron ion binding. The transcript is spliced from 6 exons. The record is from RefSeq and is a predicted model, not a curated record. The coding region runs from base 86 to 913 and encodes 275 amino acids. NCBI's taxonomy places the organism in Eukaryota, Viridiplantae, Streptophyta, Magnoliopsida, Sapindales, Anacardiaceae.